This is a messenger RNA of Striga hermonthica, 405 nucleotides long. The record is from the annotation of a GenBank genome assembly. Lineage: Eukaryota; Viridiplantae; Streptophyta; Magnoliopsida; Lamiales; Orobanchaceae.
AUGCCGUUCAAGAGGUAUGUUGAGAUCGGAAGGGUGGCCCUCGUCAACUACGGCAAGGACUACGGAAAGCUUGUCGUCAUUGUUGACGUUAUCGAUCAGAACAGGGCUCUUGUUGAUGCCCCUGAUAUGGUAAGGAGCCAGAUGAACUUCAAGAGGCUUUCGCUGAUAGACAUCAAGAUUGAUGUAAAAAGGGUUCCCAAGAAGAAGACUCUUGUAGCUGCUAUGGAGGCGGCUGAUGUUAAAGGAAAAUGGGAAAAGAGUUCAUGGGGGAGGAAGCUUAUUGUUCAGAAGAGAAGGGCUGCGCUUAAUGAUUUUGACCGGUUCAAACUGAUGCUAGCUAAGAUCAAGAGGGCUGGUGUUGUUAACCAAGAGCUCGCCAAGCUAAAGAAAGAAACUGCUGCUUGA